Diaporthe amygdali is the source of this 906-nucleotide messenger RNA. RefSeq names its product class ii aldolase and adducin domain-containing protein. Gene Ontology annotation, molecular function: actin filament binding. The transcript has 2 exons. The record is from RefSeq and is a predicted model, not a curated record. NCBI's taxonomy places the organism in Eukaryota, Fungi, Ascomycota, Sordariomycetes, Diaporthales, Diaporthaceae. Gene Ontology annotation, cellular component: cytoskeleton. Bases 1 to 906 code for a protein of 301 amino acids.
AUGACCACGACUGCGAAAACGACAACGACAGCCCAGGCACCGGCACCGGUAGUAGCCGCCGAAGUGAGCGCCCUGAAUACCGCAUCUCAUAGUGACGCCGGGCAGGUCAAGAGACUGCAUCAUAUUCCUUUCCCAGAGACCAAAGAAGCCACGCGGCAAUGGCAGUUACAGCAGAUGGCCGGGGCUUUCCGCAUCUUCGCUAAGCUGGGGUUCGCGGACGGCGCCAGUGGGCACAUCAGCCUACGGGACCCGGUGAACCCAGACACAUUCUGGAUCAACCCGUAUGGUGUGCACUUCGGACUGCUAAAGGUGUCCGACAUGGUCCACGUUGAUGGCAAGGGCAAUCGCAUUGGUGGCGGGCACAAGCCUGUCAACACCGCCGGGUUCAUUAUCCACUCUGCAUUGCACCAGAGGCGGCCGGAUAUCAAUGCCGCCUGUCACCUGCACAGUCCAUACGGAAGGGCGUGGAGUACCUUUGGGCGGGAAAUUGAUAUGUUGAACCAAGAUUCGUGCAUGUUCUAUAAGGACCUCGCCGUCUACCCGUCAUUCGGAGGCGUUGUCUUUGCUGCAGAGGAGGGUCAGAGGAUAGCGGAUGCUCUGGGCCCUACCAAGAAGAACAUUAUCCUGCAGAAUCAUGGGCUCCUGACUGCGGGACGCACGGUCGCAGAGGCUGCCGCCUUCUUCAUUGCCUUGGAACGUGCAUGCCAGGCACAAUUCCUCGUCGAGUCUGCUAUAGCACCUGGGACUGUGGGAGGGUCCUUAACGGGACUGCAGAAGAUGACUGUGGGUGACGAAGAGGCGCAAUAUACUAAAGACGGGACAGGCACGCCGAGCGCCAUGUAUAUGCAAUUUGACCCGGAGUAUGAAAUGAUUCUGCAGGAAUCUGAUGGUAGCUUCCUACAGUAA